Molecule: messenger RNA, 977 nt
Organism: Gopherus evgoodei (Goodes thornscrub tortoise)
Lineage: Eukaryota; Metazoa; Chordata; Testudines; Testudinidae
Product: jmjC domain-containing histone demethylation protein 1-like
Exons: 8
Coding region: 188-691 (167 amino acids)
Biological process (GO): proteolysis
Molecular function (GO): cysteine-type peptidase activity
Source: RefSeq, a predicted model, not a curated record
CUGGAGGCCAAAAGUGAGAAACAUAAAAUUGUAUGGCUCUUCAUUUCAUUGCCUGAAACCAAGAAGCUGGAUAAGUGAUGAGGUUAUUGAUGCAUUUUUGAGCUGUGUAGUUGAGAAAGCAGAUGGAAAGGUACAAGCCAUCUCAUCAGUAGUUUCCACUGCCAUUCUCUCAGGCAGAGCUACGCAAAUGAAAGUGAAGAUAGCCUUGAUGAAAAAAAAGGAAUUGUUAAUAAUUGACCCCUUGUGUGAUGAGAUCAGAUAUGAAAGAACAUGCCUGAGGAAUUGGAGAAACUUCAUCAAACGAUUAACUAGUAAAUCCUCAUCUGAUUGGAACAGUAAAAUUGUGGAGCAUCCCAGACAAAAUGAUGGUCACAACUGUGGACCACUCAUCUUAAAGUUUGCAGAAACAUAUUUGCAGCACAAAGACAUCAGUACAGUGGAAACAACACAGAAGGCUAAUACUGCGUUUAGAAGACAUAUAGCAAUUCUUCCAAUGAAGGAGUCAGAAAGCAUGGAGGACUACUGCAUAUACUGCAACCUUAUCGACUGUGAAAAAGAAAGUGAGGAUUGCACGAUGGUCCAGUGUGAUUCUUGCAAGAGGUGGGCACAUAUACCAUGCAUUACAGAAGGAAACAAUCAAGAAAACCUGACAUAUGAGAAGAAAGAGUACAACUACAAGACAUGUGCAUAGUUCACUUCAUUAACAAAAAGAAAAAAGGCAAUAAAGAAAACCCAUUAACUGCCUCUUGUUCAAAACAUAAUGCAACCCAAAGAAAUAUAUUUCUAUGUAUACAUCAGAUUAUAAUAAAUGUUCUUGAUGUUAAAUAAAUUAUUCUCUGUAUUUCUGUCCAUAUAUAUAAUGCAAACUAUAAAAUUUUAAAAGUAAUUUUAAAAAAUGAAAGUGGUGUCAUCAUAGGAGUGCUCCAUACCCCGAAACCUAACCUCCCUUUUCAUGUAUUCAUACACAAGAAAGCGAA